Molecule: messenger RNA, 2054 nt
Organism: Puntigrus tetrazona (Sumatra barb)
Lineage: Eukaryota; Metazoa; Chordata; Actinopteri; Cypriniformes; Cyprinidae
Product: Receptor expression-enhancing protein 6-like
Exons: 5
Coding region: 106-660 (184 amino acids)
Source: RefSeq, a predicted model, not a curated record
GGGACAAACUUUCUACAAGUGUUAAGUUUGCUUGGCUUGGAAAACUGUUUACAAUUCUGGCAGUAGUCGCUGGAUUCUGUUGCACCAUAAACGGGGAAGGACAAAAUGUUAAAUACUGUUAAAGAACGCUACGACGCGUUUUUUGAGCAGAAGAACGUGGUAACGGAUUUUCUAGCGGUUUUAGAGGAAAAAACUGGAGUUCAGAAACAGUACAUUGCAACAGGUGCAGCAUCUAUUGCGGCACUCUAUCUGUUAUUUGGGUAUGGUGCCUCCCUUCUCUGCAACUUGAUUGGUUUUGCAUACCCAGCGUAUGCCUCCAUCAAAGCCAUUGAGAGUAACAAUAAAGAAGAUGACACCAAAUGGCUAACGUACUGGGUGGUUUAUGGACUCUUCAGUGUGGCUGAGUUUUUCUCUGAUAUCUUCCUCUUUUGGUUUCCAUUUUACUACGCUGGGAAGUGCCUGUUUCUGCUGUGGUGCAUGGCUCCGUACUCCUGGAAUGGCUCUCAGAUCAUAUACACACGAGUGGUGAGACCUUUCUUCCUCAAACAUGAAGCAGCAUUCGACAAUGUUGUCAGCGACUUGAGUGGAAAGGCCAAGAGUGCAGCAGAGAGCGUGGCAAAGGAAGGCUUCACAUUGUUGAACAGUGAUAAGAAUAAAUGAUUUGAAGGUGGCGAUAUGAAGAAUCGUUUUACCAGGAACCUUGUUUACAUUUGCCUUUUUAUUUUUUUUUGACCGCCAUAUCGUUUAAGCCACUAACCCCACCUAAAUUAUUAAUAUAUUAACUGCGUGUGAGCCAGGCAGCACGAUCACCCCAAAAAUGGCCUUUAAAUGUUCUUGAGUUUCUUAAAUGUCCACAAAUGUUCUUGGGAUACUAGUUCAUUUUUUUUCAUCCUAUGUUUUAGCACUUUGACCAAUGAAAGAAAUGUUGAAAUAUCACUGUCUUUUAAUAAAUAAAACUGGAAACAUCAGUGCCUAAAUAUUAAACGUAUUGUCCAAAUUUGUAUUAAGUUUAUUUUUGUUAUAUUACUUGGAACUUUACGUUAUUUCUUUUUGUGCCUCAUGAAAAGGUAUUUAAUUUAGUCUUUCUAAUGUAUUUGUUUUGACCUUGACCAACAUAUGUUUUGAUUUGAUGGUAAACUUCCUGGGCUCUGAAUGAUAAUUAUGCUCUAGUGUACUUACUUUUGUGCCAUGUACUUUUAGGCUUGAACAGAUCAUUUAUGCUGAGCUGCAGGUAUUUUCAUUUAUAAUCUUGAACUUCAGAUUUUUGAACGAUCAGUUGUGUAGUCGUUUCACAGACAGGCCUUAUACCAGUAUAGGUUUCAUAGACGGGGCUUAAACCUAGUUCUAGAUUAAACAGUUCAGACUUACAUUUUAGUCUAGGGUUUGGUUUAAGCAGGGAAUAAUGUUUCUGGUUCUGGAGAGUUAAAGUAAGGGUUUGAGAGCGACCAGAGUUGUCUGACUAAACAUCAGGCACACUAUUAGCUUCACACGUUAUUUGUUUUUAUAACUCUACUUGGUCCUUGAUAUUUAAAUUUUUUUUUUUUUUUUUUUUUUUUUUUUUAUAUAUCCAGUUUUAGCCUUGCUAUGAAUAACUCUGUAUUAGCAGUGUAAUAUUAAACAGAGUUAGGGUAUCAAAGCACUACAUGGGUAUUAGAAAACACAGUAUAAUAUUUCCUUUUGGCUGUUAUGCAACAAAGAUAUGUUAAUAAGUUUUUUCCGUAGUAGAUGGAGAAAUAUGAAGCCAUUUUACACCCUUUCAGUAUGCUGAACCUGAGAAGACUAAUUAUACUUCCUCAAGCGGCAUGUUUCUGUAAAAGAAAACAGGUCGUUGCUUCAUCAUUCACUCUUUAUAACAGGAAAUCUUGGACGCAUUAAUCAGUAGACGAUGUGUAUUUUUGCUCUUUUUAUUACACCUGUCACAAGACUCGCAUUCAGUUAAAAACUGCAUUGUCAUAGUUGUGAAUGAUUAAGAAUUCACCGUGUGACGUUUGUGAAGCCUUAAUUUAAAUAAUUUAACUUAAGAAUAUAAUUAAAAUAAACUACUUCCAAACUUU